ACCUCCUGCACGAAAAAUAAUCCGAGUGCAUUCGAUUCCACGAACGCAGUUCUUGUUUUCUGCCGAGUUUUUAUCCUCAAAAUGACUUUUAUUUAAGUUUUUAAGUGUAAUUUCCACUUCGGUUUGAAGUGGACAGUUUCGAUAGUGAAUAAAAUAAUCAGCAAUGACGACACCGACGAGUCGAACGAGCAGUGAGGUUGUUUACAUUGGAAAUAGUGGCGGUGGAACUAAACCGGAAUUGGGCGGCGGUAACCGGCGCAACACUUCCAGUCCCGAUGAGGACCGCAAGGAGGUCAAGAUUCUGUUCUUCGACCUGACCUAUUACAACACGACGACCCAGUUCCUGCUGUGCUGCGCCGGAGUUUUCGUGCUCUAUCUACUCUAUGGGUACAUGCAGGAGCUGAUUUUUACGCUGGACGGAUUCAAACCUUACGGAUGGUUCCUGACGCUGGUCCAGUUUGCGUACUACACAGGAUUCGGGUACAUUGAGCGAUCGGUGGAAAGCGUCAAAGUCCCGCGAUGCAUUCCGAUGAAGACGUACAUCCUGCUGGCGUUCCUGACCCUCGGAACGAUGGGACUGUCCAACUCCAGCCUCGGGUACCUCAACUACCCGACCCAGGUCAUCUUCAAGUGCUGCAAGCUGGUCCCCGUGCUCAUCGGCAGCAUCCUUAUCCAGGGCAAGAAGCACGGUCCGUUGGAUUUCUUCGCUGCGAUUGCGAUGUGCGUCGGGUUGACGCUGUUUACGCUGGCCGAUUCGCAGGUUUCGCCGGCGUUCAACCCGUUCGGGGUGUUGCUCAUUUCGUUGGCGCUGCUGUGCGAUGCAGCCAUUGGGAACGUGCAGGAGAAGGCGAUGCGCGAGCACAAAGCGCCAAACAACGAGGUGGUCAUCUAUUCGUACGGGAUUGGAUUUGUGUAUUUGAGUGUGAUUAUGCUGCUCACCGGGAAUCUGUUUGAUGGAUUUGCGUUCUGUUUAAAGCACCCCGUCGAAACGUUCGGCUACGCCUUCCUGUUCAGCCUGUCCGGCUAUCUGGGCAUCCAGAUCGUCCUGACGCUGGUGCGCACGUGCGGCGCUCCCCUAGCCGCGACCGUCACCACCGCCCGGAAGGCGGUCACGAUCGCGCUGUCGUUCGUGUUCUUCAGCAAACCGUUUACGAUCAACUAUUUGUGGUCCGGACUGAUUGUGGUGCUCGGGAUUUACCUGAACGUGUACAGCAAGCGAAGCAAGCUCACCUUCGCCGACAUCCGGCGGAUUUGUGGACGGUUGAUCCAGAGGGUGGUGCCCUCGCGGGGAGGAUCCUCUUCAUCUAGUACCAAAAAGUUACUGCUAGAAGUUUAAGUUGCAUGACGAUACUUAACUGUAAGUAAAUUAUUUAGACUAUUCAAAUUACGCAAGACAAUUCCCAAAACCAACCAUCAAA
Messenger RNA from Culex pipiens pallens (northern house mosquito), 1418 nucleotides. It is a transcript of the gene Papst2, whose product is annotated as adenosine 3'-phospho 5'-phosphosulfate transporter 2. Gene Ontology annotation, cellular component: Golgi membrane; endoplasmic reticulum membrane. The record is from RefSeq and is a predicted model, not a curated record. The transcript has 3 exons. Lineage: Eukaryota; Metazoa; Arthropoda; Insecta; Diptera; Culicidae. Bases 164 to 1336 code for a protein of 390 amino acids. Gene Ontology annotation, biological process: transmembrane transport. Gene Ontology annotation, molecular function: 3'-phosphoadenosine 5'-phosphosulfate transmembrane transporter activity.